AUUUUGGGUCCACGAGACACUUUAUAAUUAAAAUGGUCGUCAGUUGUUGAUUCUCGCCAUGGAUAGAAUUCCUAUGUGUCAUUUUUUAGAAUAAGUAUAUAUUUCAAAAUUUUCUGGUUAGUAAUCAGUCAAAUGUGACUAAUUGGCUUUGAUGGAAAGUGACCCAGAAAAUGUCUAAUUAAUAAAAAUCAUUCGUUCUUUGAAUUGAUGGGUUUUAAUCGAAAUUUUGUUGUCUAUUUUGCAAGAUAACCUCAAUAUUGUGAAUCAAUGUACGAGGAUUUCAAUUGGUGAAAAAUUUUAAUAUAACAAAAUGACUGAAUCGAACGAAAAUUCUAUGCUGGAAGGUGAGGAACCUGAAAAUACAGAAGUUAAAGGAACUGAAAUGGCGAAAUUUGAAGUAACUGAAACUACAGAAAGUGAAAUAACAGAUGUUAUAGAAGUAAAAGAUUCUCUUACAACUACCAAAGAGGAAAAAAGUAAAGAACAAAAUGAAAAAACUAAAACGCAAAAAAAUAAAAGGAAAUGUUCUUCUAAGAAAUGGACUUGUGAUGAUGAGAAUGUCUGGCGCAAUUAUAUGAUGUCAUUUAUUGAAAAAUAUCGAAGAUUAAAACGAGCCGAUAAACCUAAGGAGAAAAAUCCGGCGGCUCUUCCUGGAUUUUCUCAGUUGGUAUCGAGUGAAAAUAUUCCUCAAGGAUUAAAAUGUUUUCCAUUGAAUACUUUUCAUCAGAACUAUAAAGCUAAUCUUCUCAGAGAAUUAACUCCUGAUGAUAAGGCAGAUAUUUUAAGUUCCCUUCAACAAGAUGUUCCAAAACUAUCAAAAAACAUUAGUAAAAUAUGGCCUGGGACGUCACCAUAUAUCAAGAGGAAAUUGGCAGAAGAGUGGAAGCACAUUGAAAAAAUAACGAAAAGUAAAAGAAUGGGAGUAUUGCCGUGUCUUUUGGAAACAGAAGAUAUAAGCGAAUAUGGGCCUAAUGACGAUUAUAUUAGUCAUAAGGGAUUGGGACAUGCAAGAAUUCCACGUACACAUCCCAAAAUCGCCAAAUAUUUAAUGGUGGAUCGAGCUGCUGGUGAAAAUCCAGGAUUGGUGGAUGGAGAUUAUAUACUGCUUGAGUUCUCGUCUAAAAAGAAAGGAAAAAGAAUAUAUGCAGAUGUAUGUCUCAGAGGCCUGAAAGGAAUGCAUAUUGUGGAAUUAUCUCCAAGACGUGAAAGAGAAAAAACUUGGAAAUUCUGCUUCUAUCAAGCGGUUGUUGCUUUAUUGGCUAAAACACAAUUGAGAUACAAACUUGCAUGGAGUGUAAAUGUAGAUUAUAUCUACGACCACGCUUGGAUGCUUUUCUUGCACAUGGGUUACAUCAAUAUAAGGAAAAAUCAACGUUUUGACGAUAUAGUGGUUUAUAAUUACAAAUACGGCAUUGAACUGGAAUUGAUUCACGAAUUAAAGGAGAUUCCUCGAAUCACUGACGUGAAUUCGGAUUUUGAGGAGAAAACUUUGAAAAAGCAGGAAGAGUUAGAGAGAAAGGAAUUGAUGCACACUUCAGAAGUAAUUGGUUCCGAGAAGAAUUCGAUCACCCAAAAAUUACUAGUUCAUAAAACCACAAAAGAAAUAGAGGAUUGGUUUGAUAAGUUGGAUCUACAGAACAAGAAUUGUGUCUUCAGGACGACUAGAUUUGCUUUAGCUUUUUGGAAAGAUGGACUCUACUGGUAUCUCUAUAAUCCUUUUAGGUGUGAUCAAUUUGGAUUGUGGAAUGACUGUGGAUACGGCUGCAUCAUGAAAUUUUGCUCAAGAGAGUCUCUGAAAAGACAUCUAAUGAUUUUGUUGCUUCGCGCUUAUGUGUAUGAGGCUCAUUUGGUGGUGAAUGAAGAUGGCACCGAUGAGCAAGAAAACGGAGAAAAUGAACAUGAAGGCCAAGGAGGCGGAAAAAAAAAAUGCAAUACAUUCGAAGGAGAUAUACCGAAUGAAGGAGAUGGAGAUCGAGAAAAUCAACGAGAAAAUUCAAGCAAUCCAGAUGGACUAGAAGAGGAAUCAGAACUAAAAAAGGACGUCUUCACUAUCCAAAUAUUCCAGAUGACAUACCACUGUUGCGAAUUUCACAACAUCAAAUUAUUACAAAGGGGUGUUCCCAAACAGAAAUUGCAUUCUUUACCCAAAAACGAAUUAUAUGCUUGUCCAGUAGACUCAGAUGAGUUGUCAGACAGUUGUGUGAAUGAAGAAGAAAAAGAAUUUGAUAUCUGUGGAAGAGAAAAAUUAGAGAAGCAAAGUUGGCUUAAAUCAAUGAGAAUUACAUGGGCAAGAUUGUCAAGUACGGAGAAGGAAAAGAAUGAAAAAGAUAUCAUUACCAAGAAGCUGAAGUGGCAUCAUUAUUAUGUGGAGGAAGAGGGUAAGCUUUUCUCUUUGUGGGGCCAAGUACAUAUUAAAGAUCCAAUUUUUCCGGUGGAGAAUAGAGGCAAACAAUGUAAUGCUUGCUAUGUAAUUUUUGCUGGCAUGACGAAGCUAAUGGCACCAGAAUAUUGGUCCCCUCGGACUUUAGAUGCCAUUUUGUUUUGUGGAGAUGGCUACUAUACCUCCAGUGUCCUAGAAGCGGAAGAAAAAUCUCGAAAACCAGAAUAUGUGAAUGUUGAAUGUUGGAACAAUUACCUCUCUGAAUAUUUUAAAAUUGGAGAGUUAUUAUUCCAAGUCCGAGUACUACCAGAAAUUUGUGGAAAAAUAUACGUCAAAUCCAACAGAUAUCUUUGGAAAACCUUAGAGCAAUUUUUUCUGAAAUAUCGAUUUGGUAUUCUAACAUGUGAAAAUGUAUGUCUUGGAAUUUCGAAAUAUUGUGAAGCCUACUAUAUAUUCGAUGCUCAUUCGUUUGGACCUCCCUUAUUUCAGUAUGGGACUGGAAAUGCUUAUAUGCUAAGAGCCACUUAUUUUUUUAAAUUUAUUACUAUUUUAAUUAUAACGAUUGGAUCACCAGAGUGCAGUCAAUUUUCUUUGAAUCCAAUCGAAAUUUUGCAGAUUCAUGACCUUAAUAAUGUCAAUGGCCCUGGGAAGAAUCACAAGGAAAUAUUUAGGGAAAUUAAGUAAAAGACAAAGUGCUCAAUUAACGAUUAAGAAGGUUAUAAAAAGAAGUGAGUCGAAGAGUCGGGGUAAUGCGAUUAGUAACAUAAUUUCUUUGAAGCGUCCAAGUACAUAAUCUUAAGAUGCAUAUUUGAUUUGAUUAUUAUAUGUAUAAAAGCAUAAAUUGAAUAUACAGUUGUAC
This is a messenger RNA of Belonocnema kinseyi, 3239 nucleotides long. RefSeq lists its product as uncharacterized. The record is from RefSeq and is a predicted model, not a curated record. The transcript is spliced from 5 exons. Bases 311 to 3064 code for a protein of 917 amino acids. Lineage: Eukaryota; Metazoa; Arthropoda; Insecta; Hymenoptera; Cynipidae.